Pyrus x bretschneideri (Chinese white pear) is the source of this 2710-nucleotide messenger RNA. Its product is annotated as clathrin coat assembly protein AP180. Gene Ontology annotation, molecular function: phosphatidylinositol-4,5-bisphosphate binding; clathrin heavy chain binding; SNARE binding. Gene Ontology annotation, biological process: clathrin coat assembly; clathrin-dependent endocytosis; vesicle budding from membrane. Lineage: Eukaryota; Viridiplantae; Streptophyta; Magnoliopsida; Rosales; Rosaceae. Gene Ontology annotation, cellular component: clathrin-coated pit; clathrin-coated vesicle. The record is from RefSeq and is a predicted model, not a curated record.
UACAUCAGAACAUGGCAAAAAACCUCAAUUCACGACCCAACGUUAUUAUUUCAAUCGUUUCUUUGUACAGAACUCAAUUUCUUUGCGUAUAAAUUAGAGUGAAUUAGAAUAUUGUGUUGUAAAAAGAAAUCUCUAUCAUCAUUAUUACUUUCACCAAUUCAUCAUCGUCAACAAUUGUGGAUUACAUUUCGUCCUUACGCCCAAUUUUGACUCAGAUUAAACCAGUUUUGAAUAUCGGCUUGUCACAACAAGAAAUCUCAUCGUAGUUGAAUCGUCUAAAUCGCUAGCAACAAAGAUGCCAAGCAAGCUAAAGAAGGCAAUUGGAGCUGUGAAGGACCAAACGAGUAUAAGCCUAGCCAAGGUUUCCAACAACAACAACUCGGCCAACCUCGAAGUCACAGUCCUCAAAGCCACGUCCCACGACGUCGUCCCCAUCGUCGACAAAUACAUCCAAGAAAUUCUCGCGCUCAUUACGUCCAACAAAUCGUACGCCUCCUCCUGCGCCCAAGCCAUCGCCAAGCGCAUCGGCAAAACCCGCAACUGGAUCGUCGUGCUCAAAUCCCUCAUGCUCGUCCUCCGCAUCUUCCAAGACGGCGACCCCUAUUUUCCGAUCGAAGUCCUCCACGCCAUGAAGGGCGGCGCCAAAAUCCUCAACCUAUCCAACUUCCGCGACGAUUCCAACUCCUGCCCGUGGGAUUACACCGCCUUCGUACGCACCUUCGCCCUCUACCUCGAAGAGCGACUGGACUGCUUCCUCACCGGGAAGCUCCAGCGGCGGUUCACCUACCAGCGCGAUCAGGAAUUCAACAACAACCGCAGAAGCUCCCGGUCCAACGGGUCCGUCAUCCGCGACAUGAAGCCCGCGAUUCUGCUCGAUCGGAUACAUUACUGGCAGAAACUGCUCGACAGAGCGAUCGCCACGACGCCAACGGGGGCGGCCAAAACAAACCGUUUGGUAUUGAUCUCGCUCUAUUCGAUCGUUCAAGAGACGUACGAUCUGUACCGGGACAUAUCCGACGGUUUGGCUCUGCUUCUAGAUAGCUUCUUCCAACUGCAAUACCAGUCGUGCGUGAACGCCUUUCACGCCUGUGUGAAAGCCUCAAAACAAUUUGAGGAGCUAGCGUCGUUCUACGCGCUCUGUAAGAUCUUGGGAGUUGGGAGGACCUCGGAGUAUCCGAGCGUGCAGAAAAUUUCGGACGAGCUUCUGGAGACGUUACAGGAGUUUCUGAAGGAUCAGGCUUCGUUUCCGGGUCGGUCGCCGCCAACCCAUUUGCAGAUUGGUUCGGAUCAAAUGGCGGGAAAGGAGGGUAAGAAUAAAGGGUUGAGCUUUGAACCGAAUGAAAUCGCUUCUUCUGAGCAAUACGAGGGGUCAGAGAGAGGCUCUGCUUUCGGUUCGGCUUGCACUUCGUUGGAGGAUUUGACGAGUGUCGCCGACCACAGUGGGAAUGUGAGUCCGUCUUGGUCGGUGGAGCAAGAGUUUUAUAAUUCAGAGGAACAACCGGAUAAGACACCGGAGAAUGAAUCCAUCGACAGGGCGAAUGGGAAUGGAUCAACCCAAUCAUUGCCGGCUGAGGUCGAUCAACCUCAACCGGCGAGUGUUGGGUUUGAUCUUGUUUCUUUUGACGACUGGACACCACGACCAGAUCAAACAAAGCAACAAGAAAAAGGAGUUGAACAACUAUUUGGUGUCGAAAAUCAAGAAGGUGCGAAACAAGGAUGGGAGCUUGUGUUGUUCGAGUCUACAAACAAUGAACCGCCGCUGCAAAGAUCAUCGCCACCACCUUCGUCUGUAAAUAAUCUGUUUGAUUCAUCAAACCUAGACAGUUUGUUUCAGAAAUCUUCAGUCCCACAACACCAAUACAAUCCAUUUCUCGAAGAUACAAUUCCAAUCGAGAGCUUUGCAACCUCUUCGAGUUCAAAAACCACCGCCAGCAAUGGCUUUGGAAAUUUCGGAGACGAUUUGCUUUGGUCCCCUAGUACGUCCCAACCAGCGGCACCAACAUUUUGUGCACAUAAUUCAAAUGUUGGACAAUUGGCGCCAACAUUCCCCACGCAGAAUACAAACAAUACAACAACAGUACCGACAGUUCCCGCCCACAAUCCAAAUAACACCACAAUGACACCGCCACCACUUGGCGGGCCGAGCCCAAAAGGGGGCACAAUUUCACCAACAUUGUGGACGCAACAUUCCAAUGAGAGCACAAUGGCACCGACAUUUUGCGCGCGGAGCACGAAUGAGCCCACAACUGCGACAACAUUUUGUGCUCAGAGUCCGAAAGAGUUGGCAGUAGCAACAUUCUGUGCCCAAAACUCCAACGAGAGUGGAAUGGCACCGACAUUCCGUGCGGUGGCUCGUGAUAACAAGAGUGUAGCUCCGAGAUUUCAUGCAGACGAAGCUAAUGAGUUCGCAGCUGCGCCGACAUUCAGUGUGCAGAGUGAAAACGACCCGUUUGCAGUGUUACCAGAUGUGACAAGUACUAGUGAUCCUAUGUGUAACGAAUCGAUGAAUCAAGAUAGUCUGUUGCAUCAACAGAGACUGUGGUUGGAACAGCAAAACAAGAUUAUUGCUAAACAUAUGUCUUGACUUUUGAAUUGAGAUUAUUCUGUAGAGGUGGACCUCGAAAUUUAUAUAAAAUCAAAUGUAAUUAUCUUGUAUUCAGAAAACUUUAAUCCAUUCUCUUUGGCAGAGUUGAACGGCAACUGCGAGUUU